UUCAGGAUGAAUCUGGAAAAACUCAGCAAACCAGAACUACUGACGCUGUUUAGCAUCCUUGAGGGGGAAUUGGAAGCAAGAGAUCUUGUCAUAGAAGCCUUGAAGGCCCAACAUAGAGACACGUUCAUUGAAGAACGCUAUGGGAAGUACAACAUCAGUGAUCCGUUAAUGGCUUUGCAGAGAGAUUUUGAGACCCUGAAAGAGGGAAAUCAUGGUGAAAAGCAACCAGUAUGCUCCAAUCCCUUAUCUAUUUUGAAAGUGGUGAUGAAACAUUGCAAGAAUAUGCAGGAAAGAAUGUUAUCCCAACUAGCUGCUGCAGAAAGCAGACACAGAAAGGUGAUACUGGACCUGGAGGAGGAGAGACAGCGGCACGCCCAGGACACGGCGGAGGGGGAUGAUGUCACCUACAUGCUGGAGAAGGAGCGGGAGCGGCUCACCCAGCAGUUGGAGUUUGAAAAAUCCCAAGUGAAAAAGUUUGAAAAAGAACAGAAGAAGCUGUCAAGCCAGUUGGAGGAGGAAAGGGCACGCCACAAGCAACUGUCUUCCAUGCUUGUAGUGGAGUGCAAGAAAGCCACUGCCAAAGCAGCUGAAGAGGGGCAGAAGACAGCAGAAUUGAGCUUGAAAUUGGAAAAAGAGAAGAGUAAGGUGAGUAAACUGGAAGAGGAGCUGGCGUCCAAGAGGAAGCGGGGUUUACAGAUGGAAGCACAAGUAGAAAAGCAGCUCUCAGAGUUUGACAUUGAAAGAGAACAGCUGAAAGCCAAGCUGAACAGAGAAGAAAACCGUACAAAAGCACUCAAAGAAGAGGUGGAAUCUCUGAAGAAAACCCUGAAAGAGCUAGAGGCUUCUUGCCAGGAGCACAGUCCUGCCGAGCUUUUGCAGCCAAGCCCCUCGGUGAUGUCCAGAAGUGUUGCAACUGACAGUCCCACAGUGAAGUCUGUGUCUUGCCAGACAGAGUGUCUGCAGGCAGACCGAGCAAAUCCUGCCAGCACAAGCAAAGCUGUACACGCUAUGUUUCCCAGCCCCACUACACCUGCUCAUUCCUAUGCAAAAUCCAAUGGUCAUUGUGAUACAGACAUGCAAACAGGUAGUGAGUUACUGCAGACAAAUGCAGCAGAGAACCAAGUUCAAAAGGAGAAAUCUGCUGGCGCAGCCUCAGAAAACGCAGUUGAGAAUGGAAGUUCCCCUGUAAGAACAGAGUCACCGGUGCAUCUGAUGUCCCAGCUCCCUUCUAGUGGGGUCUCGCUGUCUCCCGGUGGCACAGCUGCCUCCUCUCUAACGCCUUCUCCCUGCUCCUCACCAGUUCUGACUAAGCGCUUAGUGGGAGCUUCAGCAAGCAGCCCUGGUUACCAGUCAUCCUACCAGGUGGGGAUCAAUCAACGUUUCCAUGCAGCUCGGCACAAGUUUCAGUCUCAAGCUGAACAGGACCAUCAGUCGAGUGGUCUGCAGAGCCCACCGUCACGGGAUUUGUCUCCUACUCUAGCAGAUAACUCUGCCGCCAAGCAGUUGGCCCGCAAUACCGUCACUCAGGUCCUUUCCAGAUUUACCAGCCAGCAGGGACCUAUUAAACCUGUCUCCCCUAACAGCUCACCUUUUGGCACAGACUAUCGAAAUCUGGCAAAUGCUGUCAGCCCCAAGAACGAAUCUGGUCACUCUCCAAGCCCUGGCAAGGUUUCCAGUCCACUAAGCCCGUUGUCUCCUGGAAUUAAGUCGCCAACCAUUCCUCGAGCAGAAAGAGGGAACCCUCCGCCCAUUCCUCCAAAGAAACCCGGCCUCGCUCAGUCACCUGCUGCUCCUACUCCACUAACCAAAUCCUCUUCCCAGGCACCCUCUCUGGGUGCCCCUAUGGACGUGGCCAGUAGCUGCUCUAACAAUGCUGUCGUGUCCAAUGGCAAAGACAUGGAGAUUCUCCUGCCAACUAGCAGCUAGUCUCCAGAAAAUGUGAAUGUGACAUUCCAUGGCUUAGCAUCCUAGAGCUAAGACACUGUUUUUCCACUCCAUGUUAUUUAUUUCCAUAGUAGCAGAUUCUGUCUGUAUAAAGCAUUUAGUAUAUUUUUUUUCUUUUGUAAUAGGUAGGAAGAUAUUUUUGUUUAUGAAGAAACCUUAACUACAGCUAUACAGUAGCCUCAAAAUGUCUCAUGGCAACAGUCAAAUCAUUAGAGAUAACAGGAACCAUAAUCACCUGGUGGGACCUAACUAUCAAACUCUAAUGGGACUGAAAUGCUACUUUUAAAUUAUGCAGAAAUAACUUUUGCAGACUUUUUACUCCAGAUGAACAUUUUAUAAAAAGUGCCUGAACUAA
Molecule: messenger RNA, 2299 nt
Organism: Cariama cristata (Red-legged seriema)
Lineage: Eukaryota; Metazoa; Chordata; Aves; Cariamiformes; Cariamidae
Gene: CTTNBP2NL
Product: CTTNBP2 N-terminal like
Exons: 4
Coding region: 7-1926 (639 amino acids)
Source: RefSeq, a predicted model, not a curated record